AUAGAUAGAUAGAUAGAUAGGGAGGGAUGGAUAGGGGGACGGAGAGAGAAAGAGAUGGAGGGAGGGAGGGAGAGCAAGAGAGAUGGGCAGGCAGGCUCAUUGGACUUCAUAUACAGUAAUUAAAAAAAGAUUGUUAGUGGAGGCAAAUUUACAAUUUGUUUUUUUUUUUUGGUGUGUGUGUGUGUGUGUGUGUGUGUGUGUGUGUGUGUGUGUGUAAAGGAAUACAGUCUGAACAGGAUAAAAUCAGAUGUAAUGGAACGGCUAAUAGGCAACUGGAUGCAGAUUACCGUCCAUGUUUAAUCUCUCAGCAUGCUGGUUAGUAUGAAACAAUAGGCUGACUCUGGAUGUGGUAAUUAUUGAUCACGUGAGCUUUUUUUCUGUGUGGGAAACCCAUGAUUAUCUGUCAUCUUACUCUUCCUAACUAAGGCUUCUGCUUUUCCUUCCCAUCGGGCUUUUAAAAGCCGUUUGCAAAUACAGCUGGUCUUUCUGCAAAGCAUUGAAAACCUGGAGUUCUCAGUUUGUACCUUUGUGACUGGAGCCAAAUUCCACCCUCCCUCAGAAAGGCUGUUACAAGUUGUUGUUGUGAACAACAACAACAAAUAAUAAGAAAACCAACCAGUCACUGGGGACAGACGUGGAACCAAAGUCAGGGUAGAGACAAUAUUGGCGUCUCAUCCAAAAGGAUUCCCACAACAAUUCUUCCCGCUUUUCCUUUCCCACUCCAAAAAUCUCCACGUUUGCAGCUUGAUCCUUUUGAAAGGGAACUCACAACAGUGCAAUAUUGCUAGAGGGCUGGACUAGAAGACCUCCAAGGUCCCUUCCAGCUUCUAUUCUAUUCUAUUCUAUUCUAUUCUAUUCUAUUCUAUUCUAUUCUAUUCUAUUCUAUUCUAUUCUAUUCUAUUCUAUUCUAUUCUAUUCUAAAAUGGGGCACAACUCAUUUAAGAAAUGUCUCAUUUAGCAACAGAAAUGUUGGACUCUGUUGAGGUCAUAAUUGAGCCUCUCCAUGUUCAGUUUUGUCUUGGCUGAGGCUCUUCCAUGCCCCGAUCUGAGAAAGCAUUCGGAGGCCUUGUCUCCCAAUCUUGGCAUUUGUGCUUCUUGUUACCUGGAGUUUGCCAAGGUUUGGGCAGGUAUUUAGGCGGGACUGGAUUUGCCUAGGUGUGGUAACAGUGAACACAAGUGGAGGAGGAAAAAAAACCAACACCCACACUGGCCAACAACAACAGCAGCAGACGGUUUCUCAAUCUGCAAGGGAGAUUUCUGGAUGGAAGUAGCGACUCUCAAAUCAGCCGGUUCUUUGUGUAACUACUCCAAGGAAACUGUGGGAGGAAGUUUAAGAAGAGGGGUUCUCCCACACUCGCGUAAAUUCCGAAACUAGAAGGAAGCAUUCCCCAACCUUUCCAGCUUUGUGGACUGGCGGCGGUGGGGAGAAAGGAUAGCACACAUACCCACUGCUCACAAAUGGAGCUUCAUACAUUCGCCCGCUGCUCACAGAUUAUGGCUGAUGUCAUCAAGAAAGUCAAAAAGAAGGGAGAAUGGAAGGUGCUGGUGGUGGACCAGCUGAGCAUGCGUAUGCUGUCCUCCUGCUGUAAAAUGACAGAUAUCAUGACGGAGGGGAUAACAAUUGUGGAAGACAUCAAUAAACGCCGAGAGCCACUGCCCAGCCUGGAGGCUGUGUAUCUCAUCACUCCAUCUGAAAAGUCAGUGGAGUCCCUUAUUGCUGAUUUCAAGGAACCCCCAAACGCCAAAUACCGAGCUGCACAUGUCUUCUUCACGGACUCUUGCCCAGAUUCCUUAUUCAAUGAACUGGUCAAAUCCCGGGCAGCAAAAGUCAUCAAGACCCUGACGGAGAUCAACAUUGCUUUCCUGCCGUAUGAGUCCCAGGUUUACUCCCUGGAUUCGGCGGACUCCUUCCAGAGCUUUUACAGCCCUCACAAGGCUCAGAUGAAGAAUCCAAUUCUGGAACGCUUGGCUGAACAGAUUGCGACUCUUUGCGCCACUCUGAAGGAAUACCCAGCUGUCCGAUACCGAGGGGACUACAAGGACAAUGCUAUGCUGGCUCAGCUGAUCCAGGACAAAUUGGAUGCAUACAAAGCAGAUGACCCAACCAUGGGAGAGGGUCCAGACAAAGCUCGUUCUCAACUUAUCAUUCUAGAUCGUGGCUUUGACCCCAGUUCUCCAGUGUUGCAUGAACUCACGUUCCAAGCCAUGAGUUACGAUUUGCUACCCAUUGAAAAUGAUGUCUACAAGUAUGAGACAAGUGGAAUUGGAGAGGCCCGGGUCAAAGAGGUCCUGCUGGAUGAAGAUGAUGACCUCUGGAUCACCUUGCGCCACAAGCACAUUGCUGAGGUGUCCCAAGAAGUCACCCGAUCCCUGAAGGAUUUUUCUUCCAGCAAAAGGAUGAAUACCGGUGACAAGACCACCUUGAGGGACCUUUCCCAGAUGCUGAAGAAGAUGCCCCAGUAUCAGAAAGAACUCAGCAAGUAUUCCACUCAUCUCCACCUGGCUGAAGACUGCAUGAAGCACUACCAAGGCACCGUGGACAAACUCUGCAGAGUUGAACAGGAUCUGGCCAUGGGCACCGAUGCAGAAGGGGAGAAGAUCAAGGAUCCCAUGCGUGCGAUUGUCCCAAUCCUGCUGGACGCCAACGUCAGCACCUAUGACAAGAUCCGGAUCAUUUUACUCUACAUCUUUCUCAAGAACGGGAUCACCGAGGAGAACCUCAACAAGCUGAUCCAGCAUGCUCAGAUCCCUCCUGAGGACAGUGAGAUCAUCACGAAUAUGGCACACCUUGGGGUGCCCAUCAUAACAGACUCGACCUUACGUCGUAGAAGCAAGCCAGAACGGAAGGAACGUAUCAGUGAACAGACCUACCAGCUCUCCCGAUGGACUCCGGUGGUCAAAGAUAUCAUGGAGGAUGCUGUGGAGGACAAACUGGAUACCAAACAUUACCCAUGCAUCUCCACCCGGUCAGCUGCUUCCUUCAGCACUACAGCAGUCAGUGCCCGCUACGGACACUGGCACAAGAACAAGGCUCCUGGGGAAUACCGAAGCGGUCCUCGCCUCAUCGUUUUCAUCCUGGGCGGGGUUGCUCUGAGCGAGAUGCGCUGCGCCUACGAAGUGACGCAAGCCAGCGGGAAGUGGGAGGUGUUGAUAGGUUCUACUCACAUUCUUACUCCCACCAAAUUUCUUAUGGAUCUGAGACACCCCGACUUCCGAGAUUCCACUAGGGUCUCUUUUGAGGAACAGGCUCCAACUAUGGAAUGA
This is a messenger RNA of Crotalus tigris (Tiger rattlesnake), 3264 nucleotides long. RefSeq names its product syntaxin binding protein 1 (gene STXBP1). Lineage: Eukaryota; Metazoa; Chordata; Lepidosauria; Squamata; Viperidae. The coding region runs from base 1459 to 3264 and encodes 601 amino acids. The record is from RefSeq and is a predicted model, not a curated record. The transcript is spliced from 20 exons. Gene Ontology annotation, molecular function: syntaxin binding. Gene Ontology annotation, biological process: intracellular protein transport; neurotransmitter secretion; vesicle-mediated transport. Gene Ontology annotation, cellular component: plasma membrane; secretory granule.